Molecule: messenger RNA, 297 nt
Organism: Dicrocoelium dendriticum
Lineage: Eukaryota; Metazoa; Platyhelminthes; Trematoda; Plagiorchiida; Dicrocoeliidae
Source: the annotation of a GenBank genome assembly
AUGUGGUAUUCGAUCGAAGCUGAGCGAGUUCAGGAUCGUUGUUCUGGGCAACAGACAUUUCCUCAAGGUCUAUUGGUGAGGACGACAGUUGAUGUAUGUGAGCACGUGAAAGUGCAUCAGCGACAACAUUAUUCGGACCAUCGAGGUAGCGAAUGUCGACACAAAAUUGUGAGAGGUAAUCCAGAUGUCGUGUCUCUCUCGGAGAAUAGCGAUCGGAAGCGGCGCGAAAAGCGUAGACCAACGGCUUGUGGUCCGUCAGAAUUACAAAACGUCGUCCUUCAAGGACGUGACGAAAGU